Messenger RNA from Macaca mulatta (Rhesus monkey), 1603 nucleotides. The record is from RefSeq and is a predicted model, not a curated record. NCBI's taxonomy places the organism in Eukaryota, Metazoa, Chordata, Mammalia, Primates, Cercopithecidae.
UCAGGCUCUGGGCAGACAAGGCUUUGUUACUGCCACGGGGCAGGACACACAGGGUCAGGGUUCCAGGGCCAAGUUAUCCACUCCCUUGGGUCUUUCCUGCACGAGAAGCACAGAGGGACCGAGCAGGUUCGCUCCUUGUUCCCUAGGGGGAUGAGCACCCUUCCCACCACUCCCCCCCGCUCCCCCCUCCACCCCCAGUACAGUUCCAUGCAGGUCCCGGUGGCCGGCAGGGCUCACCUUCCAGGGGCUCACCUUCCUGGGGCUUGCCCUGCGGCGCCCAGGGGAGCCACAGCAGCUGCAGCACCAGCAGUGGGCGAUGACCAGCAGCAGCAGGAGCAGCACCGUACCUGGGGACAGGACAGCCAUCCAGAUGAGGAAACGAAAGCCUAGAGAAGUUAAGUCAUUAGCCCUUCACACACCUAGUGGAUUAAUUUCCCGAUGCUGCCGUAACAUUACCACAAAUUCAGUGGCUUCAAGCAACACAAAUUUAUCAUCCUACGGUUCUGAAGGGCAGAGUGGACUGGGCAAGUCCACGAUGGUGAACACGCUGUUCAAGUCCAAAGUGUGGAAGUCAAACCCACCGGGCUUGGGGGUGCCCCCACCCCAGACGCUGCAGCUGCAUUCAGUGACCCAUGUCAUCGAGGAGAAGGGUGUGAAGCUGAAGCUGACAGUGACGGACACGCCUGGCUUCGGGGACCAGAUCAACAAUGACAACUGCUGGGACCCCAUCCUGGGCUACAUCAACGAGCAAUACGAGCAGUACCUCCAGGAGGAGAUCCUCAUCACCCGCCAGCGCCAUAUCCCAGACACCCGGGUGCACUGCUGCGUGUACUUUGUACCACCCACUGGGCACUGCCUGCGGCCCCUGGACAUUGAGUUCCUGCAGCGACUGUGCCGGACUGUGAACGUGGUGCCCGUGAUUGCCCGGGCCGACAGCCUGACCAUGGAGGAGCGAGAGGCCUUUAGGCACAGGAUCCAGCAGAACCUGAGGACCCACUGCAUCGAUGUCUACCCCCAGAUGUGCUUUGAUGAGGACAUCAAUGACAGAAUCCUUAACAGCAAGUUACGGGACCGAAUCCCUUUUGCUGUGGUGGGGGCUGACCAAGAGCACCUGGUGAACGGGAGGUGUGUCCUGGGCCGGAAGACCAAGUGGGGCAUCAUUGAAGUGGAGAACAUGGCGCACUGUGAAUUUCCUCUCCUGAGAGACCUGCUCAUCCGCUCCCACCUCCAAGACCUGAAGGACAUAACCCACAAUGUCCACUACGAGAACUACCGCGUCAUCAGACUCAAUGAAAGCCACCUGCUGCCUCGUGGGCCUGGCUGGGUGAACCUGGCCCCGGCCUCCCCGGGACAGCUGACCACCCCUCGGACCUUCAAGGUCUGCAGGGGGGCCCAUGACGAUUCUGAUGAUGAGUUCUGACCACCGGCUGAUCCCGCAGCUGCUGAGCUUCCCGAGUCCCCAGCAGCUCUCAACACCCAUCUGUGUACCAGAGCAUCUAUUACAUGUGGGCCUUGCUUUUUAUGAAAAGCUGUGCUUUGAAAACAAAAGGCAUUUUGUAAAUGACUUCUUUGAGUUAUCCACAAAUAAAAAGACUGGGUCUCA